AUGAAAAUAAACUACGAACAAACCUUGGGCACUUCUAAGCCACAGGCAAUCGCACAAUUUCGGCAGUUAGAAAAACGAUUGGCCAAACAGGAAACAUUUUCUACGUCAUACAAGAAGUUUAUUGACGAAUAUCUACAACUCGGCCACAUGAAGCCAUGCACUGAACACCAUAAGCCAAGCUACUUCUUACCUCAUCACGGCGUACAAAAGCUGGACUCAACAACUACAAAAUUGCGCGUAGUCUUUAAUGCCUCUGCCAAGACAAGUACAGGACAAAGCUUGAACGAUCUCAUGGAGUGCGGGCCUAACCUCCAACAAGACCUACAAUCUAUGAUUCUACGUUGGCGAGCCUUUCAAUACGUCUACACUGCAGACAUUGAGAAGUUUUACCGUCAAGUACUGAUACACGAUGAAGAUCAACACCUGCAAAAAAUUGUAUGGCGUGACUCUGCUACAGAUCUCAUCAAAGAAUACCAACUGUGCACUGUAACAUAUGGUACCAAAGCUGCACCAUUUUUGGCAAUGCGCACCAUAAUACAACUCGUAAUGGACGAUGGACACCGCUAUCCUCUCGCGGCAGAGAUCCUUACUCACCAGCUGUAUGUGGAUGACCUACUUGGUGGCAGCAACGACAUGUUAGAAGCACAAGACGCUCAAAACCAAUUGAUUGACCUGUUAAAAGGCGGUGGGUUCAAUCUUCGCAAAUGGGCUAGUAACCACCCCAGAUUGCUUCAAACUUUACCUGAACAUCUCAUAAGCCAGAAUAUGUUUGACUUCAAGGACGCAGAGAGUAACAAAACACUCGGCUUAACCUGGAAUCCGCACACUGAUCAGUUUACAUUCAAGGCGCCACUUAGUAACACACGUGACGUCACAACGAAGCGGACAUUGCUCUCUGAUCUAUCAAAAUUAUAUGACCCACUUGGUUGGCUGUCUCCGGUAACAAUGAAGGCAAAACUCAUAUUUCAACAAGCUUGGCUUGCUUCAACAAAUUGGGAUGAACCUCUUCCGGAAGACAUACAACAAGAGUGGACAACCUUUCAACAAGAAUUGCCCACUAUCAAUACCAUCGCUUUACAACGCUGGAUUGGUAACACUAAACAACCCAUCGAGUUACACGGAUUCAGUGACGCCUCCGAGAAAGCCUACGGCUGCGUUAUCUACUGUAAAUCUAUUAGUGAAGAAGGGCAACAAAUUAUCACGCUGGUGGCGGGAAAAACUAAGCUCGCACCAUUAAGAAAACCCCCGUCUUUACCACGGCUUGAACUAUGCGGUGCCCUACUACUGUCUCGACUUAUGAAAAAGGUCAUAGAGUCAAUAAACUCACAGAUUGUAACAAUACAUGGUUGGACAGAUUCUAUGAUCGUGAUGGGUUGGCUACAAGGGGGGCCUUCAAGAUGGACUACAUUUGUGGCUAAUCGCGUAACACAGAUCACUGUCAUCAUGCCAUCGGGAUGCUGGAGGCACGUCAAGUCUGAAUAUAACCCAGCAGAUUGUGCCAGCAGAGGCCUAACUCCACUACAACUGGCGAAUCAUCAUUUAUGGUGGGGACCUAUUUGGCUAAAAGACAACGAUCUCCCACUUCAAGACCAAUUCCACACAACUGUUGAAGAGAAAAAGGUCAAACAAGUUUGCGUGUCACAAAGGUCGAUGCCAUUAAUCGGAGAACUUUUAAACAAACACAGCUGUAUGGCACGCGUAACUCGAAUCCUAAGUUGGAUACUUCGGUUCAUAAACAAUGCACGUGACGUCAACAAUGCCAUGCGGUCAUCGUACUUAGCAACGAGUGACCUGCAGAACGCACAUAAUGCAAUUAUCAAGGCUAUACAAACUAAUCAUUUCGCCGACGACAUUGCACAACUCAAUAAACAUCAUAAAGUGCGAAUAACAAGCAGCAUUUUAAACUUAAAUCCAUUCCUGGACAAACACGAAAUCUUACGUGUAGGAGGACGUCUGGAAAAUGCCAACUUAAGUCAAGAACAAAAACAUCCAAUUAUCUUACCUUACAAUGACAGGUUAACGGAGUUACUGAUCGACCAAGCGCACAAGAGGACCCUGCAUGGUGGGGCCAGACUAACUCUAUCAUAUCUACGCAACAGAUAUUGGAUUAUCAGCGGUUUGAGAGCAGUGAAAAAACGACUUAUACGGUGCAUCACGUGUCAUCGCUUCAAAACUAUCAACAACAACCAACUUAUGGGUGAUUUACCUCCUCCACGCGUCACACCAUCAAGGCCUUUCACACACACCGGUGUAGAUUUCACUGGGCAUGUGGAGGUAAAGGCUAACAAGGGCAGAGGAAUAAAGACAAUGAAGGCCUACGUAGCUGUAUUUGUGUGUCUGUGCACAAAAGCUCUUCACCUCGAACUUGUCUCCGAUCUCAGCACAGUGGCUUUUCUGAACGCCUUGAAACGAAUGUGUGCCCGCCGAGGAAAGCCCCGUCACAUCUACAGCGACAACGGCACCAACUUCGUGGGCGCAGCAAGAGCAUUGGAAAAACAACGAAAGGAGGCAUUACAAUGCUACAUAAACAAUGACGUCAUAACUAACAUGUCAGAGUGGGGCAUUGAAUGGCAUUUUAACGCCCCUUCCUGGCCUACUGCUGGUGGACUCUACGAAGCUGCAGUAAAAAGCCUGAAACAUCACCUCAAACGAGUACUUGGGGAUCAAAAACUUACGUUCGAGGAAUUUUCUACACUGUUGGCGCAGAUUGAAGGAUGUCUCAACUCUCGCCCCCCUGGUGGCGUUGUCAGAGAAUAUCGAAGACCUUGA
Molecule: messenger RNA, 2769 nt
Organism: Parnassius apollo (apollo)
Lineage: Eukaryota; Metazoa; Arthropoda; Insecta; Lepidoptera; Papilionidae
Source: the annotation of a GenBank genome assembly